AUGGCUAUCACUGUUGUCAAUCCUAACGGUCAUCGCUCUCUUUAACCUUUUUAUAAGGGAGAAGAAAUGAUUUUGUUUAGUUCUAUACAAUACUAUUUAGUUCCUUUUAUUUACUGUUUAGGUUAUCUAGGAGUUAUGUACUUACACAAUCCUUACCUAUUGAUUUUUAUUGCUUAUUCUCUAAUCCCUUUUUUGGACUCAUUUUUUAACUUUGAUCUUAGAAAUCCUACAAAAGAAGAGUAGAAGUAACUUGAAGGUAAGCUUCGCUUUAAAAUCCCACUCUAUUUUGCUGUACUUACUGAGUGGAUUUUCUCAACUUGGAUCAUUUACUAUGUCACAUAAAAUAGCUAAAAUAUCAGCUUAUUUAACUUAAUUGGUAUUAUAUUUCUUACAGGUAAUGGCUCUGCUUCAAAUAUCAAUGUAGCUCAUGAGCUCUUCCAUAAAACAGGUUUGCUAGACAAAUUCUUUGGUACAUUCACACUUGCAAAGAAUCUAUACAUGCAUUUCACAAUAGAACACUAAUAUGGUCAUCAUAGAAACGUUUCUACCCCCAAUGACCCUGCUACUUCAAGAUAUGGGUAGACAUUAUAUGAAUACCUCCCUUAAACCAUCAUUGGUUCUUAUUUUAGUGCUUGGAGAAUAGAAAAUAAAUUCUAACGUUUAUAAGGAAGACACCCUUUUAAUCCAUUCAAUAAAAUGAUUAUUUAUACCAUUCUCUACUUCAUUAUUCCAUACAUUCAUUAUCUAGUAUUUGGUUUAUAUGGAAUGUUCUUUUUCUUGUGCACAGCUUUUAUUUCAGUAAUUUAUUUAGAGGCUAUUAACUACAUUGAGCACUAUGGUUUAAUGAGAGAAAAAACUGAAGAUGGACAUUACGAAAAAGUUGAUAUUAGACAUUCAUGGAACGCACCUCAUAGAUUUUCUAACUAUCUCUUAUUUAAGCUCUAAAGACACUCAGAUCACCAUGAAAACGGAUAUAAGGAAUACUAAACUCUCUGUAGUUAUACUGAUAGUCCGACCCUUCCUCAUGGAUAUCCAGUUUGCAUUUUAAUUAGUUUCUAUCCUCCACUAUGGUUCGAAAUAAUGCACGAAGUACUCGAAUCUUAUAAAAAAGAAAAGAAAUCAAUACCAUUACCCAACAUAGAAAAAAAGAUAGAUAAUUACACUUAAAAAGUGUCUUUAAUUACAAUGACCCUUUCAGUUUUAUCAUUUUUUAUUUGA
Messenger RNA from Tetrahymena thermophila SB210, 1218 nucleotides. RefSeq names its product fatty acid desaturase. The record is from RefSeq and is a predicted model, not a curated record. The transcript has a single exon. Gene Ontology annotation, molecular function: oxidoreductase activity. Lineage: Eukaryota; Ciliophora; Oligohymenophorea; Hymenostomatida; Tetrahymenidae. Gene Ontology annotation, biological process: lipid metabolic process.